This is a messenger RNA of Acanthocheilonema viteae, 1371 nucleotides long. NCBI's taxonomy places the organism in Eukaryota, Metazoa, Nematoda, Chromadorea, Rhabditida, Onchocercidae. The record is from the annotation of a GenBank genome assembly.
AUGUUGAUGCCAACAAAAAAUCGGAAAGCUAUUUAUGAGUAUUUGUUCAAAGAAGGUGUGUGUGUAGCGAAGAAAGAUUAUAAUUUGAAAACACAUCCGGACAUACCGAAUGUGACCAAUUUGGAGGUAAUUAAAGCCUGCAAGAGUCUUGCUUCACGGGAAUACGUCAAAGAACAGUUUGCUUGGCGCCAUCAUUAUUGGUAUUUGACAAAUGAGGGUAUUGAUUAUUUAAGGGAAUAUCUUCAUUUACCAGCUGAAAUUGUUCCAUCUACCGUCAAGGCCAAACAGCGAGAACCAAGGCCUGGGUUUGAGCGUAUGCCACGAGGACUGAAAGUAGAAAGCGAUAGAGAUGCAUAUCGAACAGCUGAAAAGGUAACCGAGGCAGGUCCAGGUGCAGCACCAGUAUCAGGUUAUCGAGGUGGAUAUGGUCGGGGUGCAGGAGCCCUACAAAGGGAUUUGUAUUUUACAGCAGUGAUGGAUGACCUCGGUCCGUCAUGCUCAGGGCGUGAGAAGCAUCAUUUGGAAACAUCAGAUGCAUCGUCGCUUUUCCUGCUGAAGGGUGAAUUAUAUCGGAAAAUUGGCGAACAGCGUCGAAAAGCUACUACGACUCCGGUGAGAACUUCCAAGAAGAGUGUUCUAUGGAUCGGCAAAGAAGAAGAGAAGAAAAUUGCAGAAGAGAAGCGGCAACGAGAAGCACGCAUUCGUGAUCUAGAAAAGUCGAUAGCACAAGAUGAAGAGCAGAGGAAACGAAUGCAAAAGAUAUUGGAAGAAAAAAGUGAAAUUUAUGCGCGUUUAUGCCAAGGCGAAGCAAUUUUAAACGGUGAUAAUGAGCCAGUGGAAUUCCUGGUAGAUUUCAAUGCAAAGAAACGUGACGAGGAGGAACAACAUUUGAAGGAUGCUGAAAAAGCAAAAAAUGAAGAAAGCGAAGCAGUACACUUCAAUCCAGACGAAGAACAGCGAGUUUACGGUGUUUCUCAUGUUCCACUUCCCGUCAGCGAAACUAAAAGGCAAGAACAAAUCCAGGAAUUACUGGAACUAAGUAAGAAAACUGAAGUUCAUCGGGCAAAAAGGAAGCAUUUAAUUGAAGAACGAGAAAAGAAGAAAUGGGAGCAAUUAAAUAGAAUCCGGAAGCGGAAAGGUAUGGAAGAAUUACUUCCACGAAGUUCUGAAGGAGAUAAUAAAGGGAAGUUUCUUGAUAUUCCUCUUCCUGAUGAACCACCAAUGGAAGUAUGCACAAAACAACCAGAACCAAAAAAAUUCAUUCCUGUUCGCGAGUGGGAUCGUGGAAAAGUGCUUUAUGAUAGGUGGAUCACAAAGCAGCGUGAUGAACGUGAUGAUGAAUUUGCACCGCCGUCGAGCUACUUCCGAUAG